Molecule: messenger RNA, 1650 nt
Organism: Purpureocillium lilacinum
Lineage: Eukaryota; Fungi; Ascomycota; Sordariomycetes; Hypocreales; Ophiocordycipitaceae
Biological process (GO): transmembrane transport
Cellular component (GO): membrane
Molecular function (GO): transmembrane transporter activity
Source: RefSeq, a predicted model, not a curated record
AUGGAUCCCAGCAAGGAGAAUGCAGACAGCAUUCACCUAGAGGCAGCUCGACAGCAUGCCCCUGCCGAUGGUCACGCUGCAGAAGAUGGCAUUACAGCCGUUCCAAACACCACCACGACCGACCACUUGAAGCUCAGAGACAAGGCUGCGCAGUUCCUGAAGCAGGCUGACCACCCGGUCGUGGUUACACCCGCCGACAAUGACCGCGUCCGCCGCAAGAUAGACAUGCGCCUCCUUCCCAUCAUGCUCUUCGUCUACUGCCUUCAAUCGCUAGACAAGACGACUCUUUCCUACGCCUCUGUCUUCGGCAUUAUCCAGGAUACGAAUCUCGUCGGCGACCAGUUCUCGUGGCUCGGCUCUAUUGUCUACCUGGCACAGCUCGUCUUCCAACCGCUGAUUGCGUGGGGCCUGGUCAAGUUCCCGGUGGGCAAGUUCUCGGCAGUCAUGGUGUUUUGUUGGGGUGCUGUGCUGUGUGGCAUGACGGCGGCGACGAACUUUGGAGGGCUGAUGGCAGCACGGCUGCUGCUGGGUGCUUUUGAGGCAUCGGUUGCACCUACAUUCAUCGCCAUCGUGCAAAUGUGGUAUAGGCGACGAGAGCAGACGGUUCGAAACGCUUCGUGGUACUCUAUGCUUGGCGUCGUCAAUAUGCUGGGAAGCCUGUUGACAUAUGGCCUCGGCCAUAUCCAGUCGCACUUGCAUCCGUAUCAGAUCAUCUUCCUUUUCUGCGGUUGCAUCACAGUCGCGUUUUCCGUGGUCAUGUUCAUCUUCAUGCCCGACUCGCCGAUGGAGGCCAAGUUCCUCAAUCAAGAGGAGAAGCUCAUCGCGGUAGAGCGCCUGCGGAUGAACCAGAUGGGCAUUGGAUCCGGGAUCUGGAAGUGGGACCAUGUGCUCGAAGCGGUCUUGGACCCGAAGACCUGGCUGUGGUUCUUCCUCAUGUUUGUGAUAUCUGUCCCUAGCGGAGGCAUCUCGACUUUUGGGCCCCUCAUCAUUGAGUCGUUUGGCUUCGACAAGUUCACCACCAUCUUGUUCAACAUCCCUUUCGGAGCAGUGCAAAUGAUUGCGACCCUCGGCGGCGCUUGGCUGUCCAACAAAAUCCGCAUGAAGUCGCCCGUCCUCCUACUCCUCUGUCUUCCCCCCAUCGCCGGCCUGGCGAUCCUUCUCGCCGUAGGCCGCGAGCCGAGCGACCGCGCCGUACUCCUCGUCGGCUACUACAUCAUUUCCGUCUACCCCGGCAUCUCGCCACUCAUCUACUCGUGGUCAGGCCAGAACACAGCUGGAGACACCAAGCGCAAGGUCACCACGGGAAUGCUCUUCGUCGGCGCCAGCGCGGGCAACGUCGUCGGACCGCACCUCUUCAAGCCAAGCGAGAAGCCGCGCUACGACCGGGGCGUCAAGACGAACCUGGCGCUGUUCAUCGUGCUAGCAGUGCUGAUCGUACUGGGCAUGGGCCUCAUUUGGCUCCUGAACAAGAAGCAAGCCGCCAAGCGCAGAGCUCUGGGUAAGAGCGAGCACAUCCAAGACUUGAGCAUGGCCGGGCACAAAGAGGCGGCGGAAGGCGAGGUGCUUAACCACUUGGACGAAGCAGUGGGGGACAAGGCAUUUGACGAUGUCACGGACCUCAAGAACGAGGACUUUAUUUUCGUGUACUAG